CAAAAUCUUGAGCUUAAUCCAUUUUGUUCAUUUUCUAUUUCUCAUUACAAGAUGGUGUUUUGGGAAGGUUAUUUGAGUGAUGAAACAAUGGGUAUAAUUUCUCCAGUAGUUGUGUAUUGGUUAUAUGCAGGAUUUUAUCACAUUUUACCUCCAUUGGAUAAUUAUCGUUUACAUACAAGAAAAGAAGAAGCAAAAAAUGUGGUUCCGAUUCCUACUGUGAUUAAAGGUGUUCUAUUGCAACAGUCUAUUCAAGCUACUGUGGCAUAUUUAUUGUUCUGGGUGAAUAACUCUAUGUUGAGAUCAUCUGAAGUUGAAGUUCAGCCCUCAUUUCCAAUACAGCUAUUGCAGUUUAUUGUGGCCAUGUUGGUUACAGAUGCAUGGCAGUAUUUUGGGCAUCGCUACCUGCACCAAAACAAGUUUCUCUAUAAACAUAUUCACUCUCUACAUCACAAGAUGGUCGUUCCUUAUGCAUUUGGGACCUUUUACAACCACCCAUUGGAGGGUCUUUUUCUCGAUACAUUUGGGGGUGUCGCCUCUAUGUUGAUUUCAGGGAUGACAGCUCGAACAUCUGUGUUCUUCUUUUCCUUUUCUAUAAUCAAAGCCAUCGAUGAUCAUUCUGGGCUCUGGUUACCUGGUUAUAACCUCUUCCAUCUAUUCCCAAGCAACCCUGCUUAUCAUGAUAUCCAUCAUUACGGGGGAAUAAAGUAUAAUUAUGCACAACCAUUUUUCACAUUUUGGGAUAAACUAUAUGGUACACACAUGCCGUAUACCGUUGUGAAGCGACCCGGAGGAGGAUUCGAAGUAAGGCCACUGAACCAUAAUAAGGCUAGUGCCAUCAGUGGCUGAUCCAGUGUGAAAUCAAAUUUAAGGAAAGUACUGUUAACUGUCAAGAUAUGCAUAAAUAAUAAAAUAUUCUGGGGGUCAGUUAUUUUAUCGUCAAACAAAGUGCAUUGCACAUAUUCAUGCAUUACUUUUAUUUACUCUU
Papaver somniferum (opium poppy) is the source of this 985-nucleotide messenger RNA. RefSeq names its product sphinganine C4-monooxygenase 1-like. The transcript has 2 exons. Gene Ontology annotation, molecular function: iron ion binding; oxidoreductase activity. Gene Ontology annotation, biological process: lipid biosynthetic process. Bases 52 to 846 code for a protein of 264 amino acids. NCBI's taxonomy places the organism in Eukaryota, Viridiplantae, Streptophyta, Magnoliopsida, Ranunculales, Papaveraceae. The record is from RefSeq and is a predicted model, not a curated record.